UGGAAGUCGCUUUCAAACGACCAGAAAGCCAGAUAUUUCAAGCAGGCUGAAACAGAAAGACAGAAUCAUGCCAAAGAGCAUCCAGCCUGGUCGACCAAAGAAAACUAUGGCAAGAAGAGGAAGAGAAUCAGACUUAGAAAAGAAUCUGCAUCUGUACAUGAAGAAGAAGCUCAACAAGCCAACAACUUGCGUAUGAGGCCAGCUGAGUCACAGCCAUCUUCUUCUUCUCAUUCAUUUCUGACAGAGCCACAUGAGCAGCCACAGACAAAGCCAGAUGACAGCAGCGUGCCUCGCCAGCAGCCAGUGUGUUUGCAACUGCCAAACACACAGGCAUCACCCUACACACCUCUCUGUCAAGAAAAUCAGGUCUCCCCUGCCUCUCACAUGAAUUUCCCUGAGGACACCUCAUUGGACUCCCCUGUUGCAGCCCUUCAGUUCCAGACAGAGGAAGCCUUUGUCGCAGACAGUGAGGAAGAACUGCUGUCAGUGCUGGAAGAGCUCGACCCCCUCCCCAUCACUGCGCAGUCUCAGCAGCCCUCACCCACCCCUGCCUCUCCUGUAGAUGCCUCUCAAACUGCAUCAGUUCAACCCCGAGUUGAAUUAUUUCAAGACCGAGAUGAGCCCAUCUGUUUUGCUGAAAUCCAAGAAGACAUGUGGUCAGUGCUUGACUACCUCCCCGUCUCUCAGCAGUCUAAUGUGCUCUCCUCUCCUCAUUCACACAACUACUCGACUCCUAAACAAAAUCUCAUCUGUCCUGCUGAUUCCCCUCCAUCCAAACUGGCGUCCUCCCCUGUUGCAUUCACUGAAUUGCAGUCAACAACCCCCAUCUUUUGCCAACUAAUGAAAAACAAUAAUUUCACUAUAGACUAUUGGACCGAUUUCAAUUGAAUGAAACUGUUACUCCUGUUAUUUCAACAUCUGUCUUUGUGUAAAUAAAUAAAAAACAAACAAA
Molecule: messenger RNA, 952 nt
Organism: Haplochromis burtoni (Burton's mouthbrooder)
Lineage: Eukaryota; Metazoa; Chordata; Actinopteri; Cichliformes; Cichlidae
Product: transcription factor 7-like 1-A
Biological process (GO): regulation of transcription by RNA polymerase II; canonical Wnt signaling pathway
Cellular component (GO): beta-catenin-TCF complex
Molecular function (GO): DNA-binding transcription factor activity, RNA polymerase II-specific; RNA polymerase II cis-regulatory region sequence-specific DNA binding
Source: RefSeq, a predicted model, not a curated record